This is a messenger RNA of Amphibalanus amphitrite, 3362 nucleotides long. RefSeq names its product nuclear hormone receptor E75-like. Lineage: Eukaryota; Metazoa; Arthropoda; Thecostraca; Balanomorpha; Balanidae. The record is from RefSeq and is a predicted model, not a curated record. The coding region runs from base 358 to 2625 and encodes 755 amino acids. Gene Ontology annotation, molecular function: zinc ion binding; RNA polymerase II cis-regulatory region sequence-specific DNA binding; nuclear receptor activity. Gene Ontology annotation, biological process: negative regulation of transcription by RNA polymerase II; positive regulation of transcription by RNA polymerase II; cell differentiation. The transcript is spliced from 6 exons.
AAUUGGUCGCUGUGCUCCGCCCAGGUGACAGCGUGCUCGGACGGCUCCCGACGCUCGCGUGGCGUGUAGUGUGAGAGGUGGUCCGGGCGCCGCAUCGUCGGUUGGUGGUCAGUCUGUGAAUUCACUGCCCACAUCACUGCCCAGUCGGACGGUCUGCCUGCGGUGUGCGGGGCGACGGGGGAGGGACGUGAGAGCUUGACGUGGACGUCAUCCAGUGACUACUCCAGCCAGUGAGUUUGUGACUCGUGAUCAGAGAUUCUGCUCGUGCUCUGCUGAGCCGAGCUGCGCCGCUGUGCGCCCCAGAGCUUCGUGAGCUCGCCGAGUCGAAUCACCGUGGCUCCGACACAGCUGUGCGCCAUGACGGUAAAGGACCUGCUGAUGGCCUUCCCUCCAGUGCUGGCCGGAUCCAGCCUGGACCUGGCUCUUCAUGAGGCGGUCAAGGGUCAGCCGAGCCCGGCAGAGAGUCCCGCCGGCUCUCCGCGUGGGUCGACGAUGAUUCCGGAGGUGCCGCCGCCCACCACCACCCUCCCGGUGGCUGCCCCGGCAGAUUUUGAUGGAACCACCGUUCUCUGCCAGGUGUGCGGGGACAAGGCAUCCGGAUUCCACUACGGAGUCCAUUCCUGCGAAGGAUGCAAGGGCUUUUUCCGCCGUUCCAUCCAGCAGAAGAUCCAGUACAAGCCAUGCACCAAGAACCAAAACUGCUCCAUCCUGAGGAUCAACCGUAACCGGUGCCAGUACUGCCGGCUCAAGAAAUGUAUCGCCGUCGGCAUGAGCCGCGACGCCGUCCGUUUCGGGCGCGUACCCAAGCGGGAGAAGGCCAAGAUUUUGGCGGCCAUGCAGUCGGUGAACCAGAAGUACCAGGAGCGCGCCUUCCUCUCUGAGCUGGAGGACGACAGCAAGCUUAUCCGCAUGAUCGUGCAGGCGCACAUGGACGCCUGCGACUUCACCUGGGACAAGGUGGCGAGCACGCUGCAGACGGCUCGCAGCGCACCCAACUACUGCCAUACCACCAACGGAUAUGCGUGUCCGCUGAGCCCACGAGUGGUCGGCAGCGACGGUCGUCUGCGCGACUCUCAGCUCUUCGGACCGCACAUCAAGGCGGUGGUGGACUUUGCCAAGCAGCUGCCCGGCUUCCUGCGUCUGCCUGAGGAAGACCGCGUCACCCUGCUCAAGUCGAGCGUGUUCGAGGUGCUGCUCGUCUGGCUCGCCUGCAUGUUCGACAGCAAGACAAACACGGCUGUCUGCCUGAACGGUCAGCUGGUGCGGCGAGACGCGUUCGCCGCCGGCUCGCAGCCCAAGUUCCUGCUCGACUCCAUGUUCAACUUUGCUGACCAGCUGAACGCCCUGCGGCUGAGUGACGCCGAGAUCGGUCUGUUCUGCGCCUGCGUGGUGCUAACCACCGAGCGGCCCGGCCUGCGUAACGUGGAUCUGAUCGCGCGCAUCCACCACAAGGUGGACGCCGCACUGCGCACGGUGCUGGCGCGCAACCACCCGCAGACGCCCGACCUGUACGACCAGCUGGCGCGCAAGGUGCACGACCUGAAGACGCUCAACACGCUCCACUCGGACAUGAUCCGCUCGCUCAAGGAGCCCGAGGAUCGCCGGCCGUCGGGCGGCUGCCCGUGGCCCGGCACAGAGCUGGUGCGGGACGCCAACCACUCGCCGCACAGUCUCAGCUCUGGGUACGUCGGCAGUGAGGAGGGCAGCGUCCAGUCGCCGGUGGCCGGUCGGCUGGAGUCGUCACCGUCCCCGGACGGCCCUCCGAGCGGCGUGCCGUCAGUGGCCUCCCACCCACACCUGGUGGCCGCCCUCCAGCCGCGGCCGCAGCCCAUCAAACGCAAGGCCGAGAGCCCGGCGGCGCGCGAGGUGAGCCCGUGCCCAUCUGCCAGCGGCCUGGCCAGCCCGUGCUCCUCACCGCGCAGUCUGUUCGACGAGCGACCGGAGCCAUUCAUCAAGGCCGAGUCAGACGACUACAUGCCACUACUGAAGCAGGCGCUCUCCAAGCCGAGCCUGGUGGCGGCCGACGGCAGCGGCCGCGCCCUCCUCGAGACUGCGUUCGUGCCGCACAAGAAGUUCCGCUGGAUGAGGCGCGAGAACGAGCAGGAGCCGACCGAGUCCUCGGACGAGGUGGAUGACGAGAAGGCGUCGCGCACGCCGACUCUGAGCCGCAUCCUGGGCGCCCCGCCGCAGCGCGGCUGGACCACGGAACAGCUGCGCCAGAGAGAGGCCGUCCAACACCUGCUCAACAUGCACGCCGGCAUCGGCGGCGCGCCGCCGGCCGCCUGCCCGUACAGCGCCGCGUCGCGCACGGCGCCGCCGCCACCUCCCGUGUCGCACGCGCCGCAUGUGCCCGUGACGCCGGCGCCGAUGCCGCCGCACCACGCGCGCGCUGCGCCCGGCUCGGUGAGCAUGGUGCCUCCGCGUCUGUCUCCGGCGCACAGCCCGGCGCCCAUCCGCAGCCCGGCGCCGGCCCACAGCCCCGCGCCAGCCCACAGCCCGGCGCCGUCCGAGCCGCGCCGGAGCCCUGCCCCGGCGGCCAGCCCGGCCGGCUCCGCGCCCGAUCUCAGUGAAAUGCAGCCACUCAACCUGUCCAAGAAGGUGCCGGCCGCCCUGGCCGCCGUCUAGGUGCCGGCCGCCCUGGCCGCCGUCUAGGCGCCGGCGCCGCGCGCAACCCCCAACUCGAGUCACUUUCAUUUUUGUUGUUUUGAACUGUUGGUCACAGAGCCAGUCGGCGAGUACAAAUAUGGCACACACACGGCGGACGGAGGAGCGAAAUUCUUGUCGUAUAUAUUUAUUUUGGCGGCCGUGAGCUGUGCGAUCGUGGACCAUUGUGGCGGCCGGCGGGCGCCGGGGCCGGGCGCGGGGCGCGGGGCACAGGGAACGUCAGACCGGGCCGGCGGUCGGCCGGACCGGAGCGCUGUGCUGUGAUGGCGCGGUUGGGCGCCGACGUUUUGUACAGGCGGGCAGGCGGCUACGGCCGCAGGGCAUUCAUUCUGGGCCCGUCGGUGGACACCUCAGUCCCCGACGGGCUGGCGAGAGCAGACCCGCAGCGUGUGUGUGUGCGUGUGUGUGCGUGUCGUCCUCUUGGUGCAUUCACAGUCGUAGGUGUUACGUUUGCCUGUGCGCACUGUAUACAUAUAUCGCUUUAUGGUUUUGUUGCCUGGUUGGCCUCCGUUCGGCAGUGGACUGAAGUCCAAAUGCCGAUCGGUAGGCGCUCCGGCCUACAGCGGUGGCCGGAUUGUGAAUAUGCCGGACUAGAUCUCCUCCCUAGAGAGAGCAGUGGCGUCUCGCGGCGUCCCACUCACCCGGUAUCAUUGUGCUCGUGUAUCAUCAUAAAUACAGGAAAACUAUGUACAAACAAA